CAACUCUUUUCAUGUAGAUUAAGAACAAUAAAUUAAUGUUAUUGCUAGCAAUAAAAUGGGUAUAUACAAAUGUUUAAAUAUGCCUAAGUUUUCUAUUUGAUAUUAGUACCAGCAAAUUUUCCAGAAGGUUAACGUAUUUUCAAUUCAUAUUUGUUCAUUCGACAAUUAAAGAAUGUUCCGGUUCAUAAGUCUCUUUGUGCUCUUAUUUUGCAUUUUAUUUGUUACUGAUGGUUUUCUGUUUCAUCGAAAGAAAUCAAAUAGUCUAAUACAUAAAGAGCAUGAACCUAGCGAAACUGAAAAAGAUAGCGGUUCAUUCCUUAAGCGCAGCGAGUUUGCUAGAAGCAGUGGAAGGAGCGGUGGAUCGUUUAAGCGCAGCGACUCUGGCAGAGGCAGUGGAAGGAGCGAUGAAUCGUUUGAGCGCAGCGACCCUGUUAGAAGUAGCGGCAGGAGCGAUGAAUCGUUUGAGCGCAGCGACUCUGGUAGAGGCAGUGGAAGGAGCGGUGAAUCGUUUGAGAGCAGCGACUCUGGCAGAGGUAGUGGAAGGAGACCAAAUAUAUUUCCAAGAUUGCGUCCUAACAGAGGAACUCCAAAGCAUCUUCGUCCAGCUUCUUAUAGUGCCGAUGAUGAAUUCUACGUCUUAAAGGACCCACAAGGAGGAAAGUUUAAACAAUUGUAAUCAGCAAUUAAUAAAUUCUGAAUUUUUUGCUAUAACUUGUAAAACAUAUUAUAAGAGAAAAAAAUUACAACUAAUGUUUUAAAUUUUCAAAAAUCUAAAAGGUAUGUCCUACACGGAAAAAAAUUUGCGGACUACAGAAAGACUUCAGAGUUCCAUAGUCAGGAGCUCAGUUGUACAAAGACAGUAGUACAAAAUGCUGUUAUAAUGCACCUCUGGAGUCCCUAAAUUUUUUCCGUGUGUAGCUAUGUAAGUAAUUUUGACACCAUGAAAUAAAACAUUACUAUGUU
This is a messenger RNA of Leptopilina heterotoma, 963 nucleotides long. RefSeq lists its product as uncharacterized. The record is from RefSeq and is a predicted model, not a curated record. The transcript is spliced from 10 exons. Lineage: Eukaryota; Metazoa; Arthropoda; Insecta; Hymenoptera; Figitidae. Bases 173 to 676 code for a protein of 167 amino acids.